AUGAGAGUCAUAGUCGCCUCCUCCAUUGCUCUGUUAAGUCUCGCGCACGCGGCAUCGCUGAACGAUGUUCCAUCCGUAAAACUCCAUGUCAUCUUCAAGCGCAAGAGCAUGAAUCUCCACGGACACUCCGAGUUCGAUAUUUACGCCACGCCCGUUGUGGCGGACAACGGCGCCAGUGUGCUCUACAACAGCUACGCGACGUUCAAUGACGACGACUCCGAGUUCACGUACACUCUCGUAGACGGAUCUGCCUAUCUGACUACGACGGACGCCUCGGACGUUGAAACAGUUCAAUGUCUCCCGUCCAACACGCUGCCGUUCGACGAGAUUCUACCUGCUCUCAACAUGGCCACAUCCAUUCCCAGUGCCUCCAUCGGUGGCAAAUCUGUUGACUGUGAGAGUGGGAAGCUAUUCAAAACGACAUUUGCGGGAUCCCACUACGCUAUUUGUGCGUCGGGUGAGGCUGGUUUCACGGCGUACAGUAGCGAUUUGGACAUUACUGUCGAGUAUCUCGACGGCCCCGUUAGCGUCUCGAAGCCAGAGUUGACGGAUGAAUCUACGUCGUGUGAAGUUGUUCAAGAGGCCACGUCACUGACGCCUACAGCUCUCGCUUUGGCUACUGGCAGCAAGAUCCCGUCCAGUACUUCCAGAAAGCUAAGGGAAGAGUCUCACAUGGCAAUGGCAGCGACGGAGUGUGAUACGUGUCUGACCACGCCUCGUCCAUGCAUCUUCCUACAUGGUUUGGGUAACCCCAACGACGUGGCGGAGUUGCAAGACACUCCGAAACUUACUAAGAAGAAAUUCGGAGACAUACACGGCCACGCUCCUUGCUGUUCCGAGAUUAAGUAUGCCGUGAUGAAUACCAACGACGCUGGUUGGAGAAACGACACUCUUCAGCAAACGUUCUGUGAUCAUUCCCUCUCGAUGAGUAGUACCAGUGACGUCGCUGCUGGGGUUAUCGACAAUACAAUUAUCGUGACACACUCGAUGGGUGGACUCGUGAUGGCUCACGCUCUCGCUAAGGGCAAGUGCAGCUUCAGUAAAACAACGUCGUGGGUGGCGCUGAGUCCCCCGAUGACGGGCAGUAUGGCUUCGGAUUAUCUCAUGGACAUCUGUGACGACGAGAACAACAACAUUGCUGCGGGAUUAUUCGAGAUAGUGGGACAGUGUCCCAUGCCAAAGUCCCGCAAGUCUACUACCUACCAGGGCGGAAAGCACACUUCUCCGUCCAUUGAUGCUGCGUACGUGGCCGCUCAGGAAGCCUAUCGUAAAAACGUUGCAGCAGCAAUGUGCAGCGAUAGCUUCCUUGGACUUCUGUCAACCUACCAAGCUCCGUGCAUUCUCGCUGGCACUGCAGUCCCGCACAAGUCCAAGAAGAAUGAUGGCCUUGUAGAGUUUCAGAGCUGCUUGGGCGGCCUCGACGAGAACCUCUUUGGCAAUCACUACUUGGAUCGGUUCUACAGACCACAGCUGAACCAUGCAGAUACGGCAUUUCUGACGGGCGAGGGUAUCCUUAAAGACUCACAGAAGCCACACAAGUGGUUUGAAUGUCUAGCGCUAUAGAAGGUUUAGUAGAACGUGCAUGGUUUCCAU
This is a messenger RNA of Phytophthora nicotianae INRA-310, 1593 nucleotides long. RefSeq lists its product as hypothetical. Bases 1 to 1563 code for a protein of 520 amino acids. The record is from RefSeq and is a predicted model, not a curated record. NCBI's taxonomy places the organism in Eukaryota, Oomycota, Peronosporomycetes, Peronosporales, Peronosporaceae. The transcript has a single exon.